Doryrhamphus excisus (bluestripe pipefish) is the source of this 789-nucleotide messenger RNA. NCBI's taxonomy places the organism in Eukaryota, Metazoa, Chordata, Actinopteri, Syngnathiformes, Syngnathidae. The record is from RefSeq and is a predicted model, not a curated record.
AUGAUUGUAAAUAACAAACAACUGCAAUAUGUUGAAAAAUUAGGUUCUGGCACACACGGAAAUGUAUAUUUAUUGAAAACAAGAGAAAAACAACCAAAAUUCCUUGUUUGCAAAUCCAUUGCUCUAAAAAAUCAGAAAUACGCAGAGAAAGAAAUAAAGAUCCUCCAUAAAAUGAACCACCAAAGAAUCAUUUCAUUCUAUCAUUCUAUAGAAAAACAAAAUGGUAAGUUUAUUUAUAUGGAAUACGCCAAUUACGGUGAUUUAGAAAAAUUGAUACAAUUUUUAAGUAAAAAAAACUUAAAAAUACAAAAAAGUAUUGGUUGGUCCAUAUUUGCACAAAUAAUUGAUGGUUUAGAUUAUUUACAAUCUAAUAAAAUAAUACAUAGAGAUAUCAAACCAGCAAACAUUCUUUUAACAAGAUUCUUUAAUAAAAAAGGAAUAUUGAUACUUAUAAAAAUCGCAGAUUUUUCCCUUUCAAAAAUAAUGGAAGGAACCUUUAUAAAUGAUAAAAUAAUUGUAGGGACACCCUACUAUAUGGCACCUGAAAUAAUAAAAAAAGAGAAAUAUGAUUAUUCUAUAGAUAUUUGGUCAACUGGUGUGUUAAUGUACGAAUUACUUUCAUUAGAAAGACCGUUUGAAUCAGAAACGAAACUUUCUUUAAGAAGACUGAUCCUUCAUAAAAAGAAACUUCCAAGAUGCAGUGAUGAUUACUUAAAAAAAACGAUUCUUUUAUGUUUAGAAAAGGAGAAUAGACGAACAGCCAAAAGUAUAAAAAAUAUAAAAUUGAUC